AUGCCGAAAAAUAAAGGAAAGGGAGGUAAAAACAGAAGAAGGGGUAAAAAUGAAAACGAAAAUGAAAAGCGAGAGUUGAUUUUCAAAGAGGAAGGUCAAGAGUAUGCUCAAGUUACCAAGAUGUUAGGAAAUGGCCGUCUGGAGGCCAUGUGUUUUGAUGGCACCAAAAGACUGUGUCACAUACGAGGCAAGCUGCGUAAAAAGGUUUGGAUCAACGGUGGUGACAUCAUCUUGCUGGGCUUGCGGGACUACCAAGAUACCAAAGCAGACGUGAUCCUGAAGUACACCGCUGAUGAAGCUCGUAACUUGAAAGCCUACGGGGAAUUGCCUGAUUCUG
Messenger RNA from Candidula unifasciata, 337 nucleotides. NCBI's taxonomy places the organism in Eukaryota, Metazoa, Mollusca, Gastropoda, Stylommatophora, Geomitridae. The record is from the annotation of a GenBank genome assembly.